Messenger RNA from Ectocarpus siliculosus, 1152 nucleotides. NCBI's taxonomy places the organism in Eukaryota, Phaeophyceae, Ectocarpales, Ectocarpaceae. The record is from the annotation of a GenBank genome assembly.
AUGUCAGCAUUACGGGUGCUCGUGGCCAGUUUGGUGUCGUGUCUCACGAUCACGUACAUCAUCGGCGGGAACUCCCAGACUUGGCCAUCGGAUGCUGCUGCUGCUACUGCGAUUGCAUCGUCCGACUUCCUCUUCUCCGUCGACGUUGUGCUCGACGAAUCCGCCGUUGCUGUACCUCUCGGUAUCCGGGAUGGUCAGACAGUUGCCGAGGCUGCAUUGGGGUUCUGCCACGAGCAAGGGUUGGAUGGAGCAAUGCAAUCUGCUCUAAUGCCACAGCUGAUGAAGGUUUUGGAGGACGGGAUAACGGAGGUAGUCGGCCCACCUUUUCCUGUUGGGGACGAGGCAUCAAUUCCUUCUUCGGAUGCGGAACGCGUGGCCUCUGACGCCCAAAGAGAUGUCCCGGACGAUUCGAAGCUUGCCGACCCUGUUCUUACCCUGGGAAUUUCCAUUGAUGGGAACGAGGAGCGCCCGCUUUUCUACUACACCGGCCAGGGUCUGUUGAUGACUGUGCCGCUCAACGUCAACGGGGUGGAGACGGUGCUGCAGAUUUUCCGAGAUUCCAACGCCAAGGAUUUGGCGAGCGAUUUCUGCCGUCGGGAAGAGUUUGGUCUUGAAGGGUCGUUCUUGGAAAGCUGUUCUUCUCAGAUGGUGGAUAUCGUGCACCGCGCGGUGGCGACUUACGAGAGACAAGACGACCAAAGCGGAGAACCACCGGAGCGAACACCGUUUACGUUUAAAGUUCCCGUAACUCUCGCGGGACUUCAACUUCAUGCCGAGUUCAAGACCACCGAGACGCCUCGCACAUCGGCUAGGCGAUUCUGCACCCCUAACCUACCGGUGAUCGAGUCCGCUCUGGGACUCGACGCCUACGAGGGGGAGGACGAGGGGAGGGGCGAGGAAGAGUCUACGGGGGUCGGGUUCUUUCUGUCGGAGGGACGGAAGAGCCUGAGAGAAGCGUGCACGGUGGUGGUGGAGGACGCGAUCAACGCCGUGCUGCUGGGGAUGCGCGAGAGGGUGCUAGAGGCGGAGCUGACCCAGGCGAAUUCCACCUACUCCUCCAGCUAUGACGACAGCAGUGAUGGGUGGCCCCAGGAGGGAAGCGCAAGAGGGGCGUGGGCAGCUUCCCAGAUUGCGGCAGAUACAACGGCAUAG